AUGAAAUAGGAAAAAGAAAUGCCAUUUAAUGGAGAUUUUGAAGAUAGUGAAGCAGAUGAAGAUGAAUAAUCAUAGGAGUCUGAGAGUGAAGAAGAACAAAUAUAAAUAAAAAAGAAGAAAAAGAAAGUUGUAAAUUCUAGUAAGAAGUUAAUAAUGAAUGUUUCAGGUAUUUAAUAUAAUAUUAAAUAGACACUUAGUAUCCUGUUGUUAAAUUUGUUGGGAAAAUGAUUUAUAAGUUUAAAUUGUCUUAUGUUCCUUAUCUUGAAAAUAAUAAUUGGGACUUUUGUUGGACUGAUAAUGCUGUACUACCUGAAACUUUAUCUAAAAUGCAACGUAUAGUUCUAAUGUUUAAUGUUAAGCUCACCAAAGAAUCAAUCAUUUUCCAGGUAUGUAUUCUUUGGCAAGAAAAAAUCACCUUGGUCGUAAUCUCAAUAAAAUGCAAAAAUAAUAUCCAGAUGAAUAUGAUUUUUAUCCAAGAACUUGGAUGCUUCCAAGUGAAUAUGGAGAUUUCAAAGCUUAGUUUCAAAAGGGAAAAGCAAAGACUUUCAUUAUUAAACCAGAAGCAUCUUGUUAAGGAAAGGGUAUUCAAUGAAAUAAUAACAAAAAGGUAUAUUUUUAACACGUUCUAUUGAUUCCAUUAAUCCUCAAGAACACUAUGUUGCUUAAAGAUAUAUUCAUAAACCGUUAUUAAUAGAUGGAUUAAAAUUUGAUUUAAGAAUAUAUGUAAUGAUUUGUGGUUGUGAUCCAUUAAGAAUUUAUUUAUAUAAGGAAGGUUUGGCUAGAUUUGCAACUUAAUUAUAUUCAUCACCUCAUUCAACUAAUCUUGAUGAUGCUUGUAUGCAUUUGACAAAUUAUGCUAUAAAUAAAGACAAUCCUAAUUUCAUAUUCAAUGAAGACGAAAAGAAAAUGGAUAUAGGACACAAAAGAAGUAUGACUAGUGUAUUUGAUUUAUUAAGAAUUCAAGUAAAUAUUAUAACAUCAUCUUAUAUAGAAAUAAAAUGUAGAUUAAUUAUUAAUUGAUAUUAAGGAUUUAAUAAUAAAAACUUUUUGUGCUGUUCAACCAAUAUUAUAAUAAAACUAUACAUAAAUAGAAAAUUAUGCAAACAAUAUGUGUUUUGAAAUUCUUGGUUUCGAUAUAUUAAUUGAUAGCUCACUUAAACCAUAUUUAUUGGAAGUCAAUCACACUCCUAGUUUUACAACUGAUACUCCAUUAGAUUCCUACAUAAAAAAGAAUCUGAUUAGAGAUGCAAUUACUUUAAUGAAUAUUAAUGUCAAAACUAAAAAUGAUAUUAUUUCUUAAAAGAAGGAUCAAAUGUAAAAAAGAGUUCUUACUGGAAAAAAAACUAAAUUAUCAUAUGAAGAAAAGAGAGUCCUUAAAAUGUAAGCAUAAAAAGAGAGAGAUGAAUAUGAAUCAAAAAAUAAAGGAGAUUUUGAAUUGAUAUACCCAUGUGAUAAAUCAUAUGAUGAAUAUUUAUAACAUGCUUAAAAAUUAUAUGAAGAUUGGACUGGAGCAAGUAUAACAUAUUUUUUAUAUCUUAUUAGAUAUAAGAAGGAAUUUAAAAAGAGAUACAAUUGCUGAAUAAUCUAAACCACAAUCUUGUACUUAGAAACCAAUACUUACAUAGAAAAGUUAAUUGUAUAAGCAUGUUUAAAGUAAAGUUAACACCAAUUUAUUUCCUACCAAAACUACAAAAGCUGAUUAAGAAGUCACUUAAGAAGAACCAGAAUAAACUCUAUAAUAAAUACCAGAACCUAUUUAAUCUUAACCACAAUUAGAGCCUGAUAAUUUUGUUACUUAUGAGGAUUAUCAAUAAUCUGAAUCACUAAAAGAUUUAUACAAUUUUGCUGAAAAGAGAAUUCCAGAAAUUUAACUUAUUGACUUAAUUUAAUUUAGAAGAGCAGAAAGCAAAUAGGAUAAUUCAAGCUUUUAGAUGAUUUAAAUGAGUCAAUAAAAUUCUUUAUCCAAUCUAUCUCCAUUAAUGUAAAUUAAAUCUAUUCAAGAUUCAAAAAAUGAGAAGAAAUUUUCUAUUAGAAAAAAAAAUAAAUAACCUAAAUAGAUUGAUUAAGAAUAAGUAAAUUAUACAAUUUAAAUUUAGUUAUAUUUUUAACCCUAACCACAUUAUCAACCUCCAAUCUAAUAACAUUCAAUAUCCUAUUAAUAAUAAGUGUAAAUACAAAAUGGUUCAUUUGUCAAACCAAAAGUUUUUAGCUUAAAAUUAUAACACCCUCCAAAAGGAUAUAAAUUAUAAUCACUUCCUAUUUUAAUGUAAUAAAAUUAUACAAAAUAACGGUAUGAAUAAGGAGUAUGA
This is a messenger RNA of Paramecium pentaurelia, 2309 nucleotides long. The record is from the annotation of a GenBank genome assembly. Lineage: Eukaryota; Ciliophora; Oligohymenophorea; Peniculida; Parameciidae.